Molecule: messenger RNA, 2022 nt
Organism: Debaryomyces fabryi
Lineage: Eukaryota; Fungi; Ascomycota; Pichiomycetes; Serinales; Debaryomycetaceae
Gene: NOP8
Product: Nop8p
Exons: 1
Coding region: 1-2022 (673 amino acids)
Molecular function (GO): nucleic acid binding
Source: RefSeq, a predicted model, not a curated record
AUGAGUAAUGAAGAUAUUAGAGAAGUGAGGAUUCAUAUAGGAAAUAUAUCUCCUAAGUUGGCCGAAAAACAGCUGUCUUUAGAGACUAGAUUGAGUAAAUUUGGAAAAAUUGUCAAGCCAUUAGAAUUACAUACAAAACCGAUUCAAGACUAUUAUUUUGGAUUUAUAACAUUGGAGAUAAGUAAUGCAAAUUUUGAAAAGUUGAAAAAUGCAUUUCAUGGGAUUCUUUUCAUGGGAAUGAAAUUAACUGUAGGAAUUGCCAAACAAAAUUUUCCGGAAGCAUGGACACAAGAUUCUAAAAGACCAGACUUAUUGAAGCUCGACAGAAUAAAAAGAGACCUGAUUCAAAGAGCUAGGACCCAGAGAAUAAACGAAGCAAACACUCCGUAUUUUGUAAAUAAUAUUGAUGGCAGCCUAGUCUCAGGGUCGUUAAAUAUCGGUGCAAAUACGGCCUUGGGGUACUCGAAGUCAAGCCAUACAUUUAACAAUAUGUCAGGAAAUACCAAGCAGACUCAACCAACUCAAUCUUUGAUUGGCACGAAGUCUUAUAGUACAAAUACUACACUGACCAAUGUUGCGUGCCAAUCUAUAUCUAGGACUUCAGGAAAUGGUGAGAUCAUUAAAGGUAGACAUAGAAUCACCAAGAGACCACAUCUUCAUUUUGCGAAGGGCCAUCAGACAUUGCGGAUAUUGAUUAAUGGCGAAUUAAAACAAAUACAAGCCUACAAGACGAAGUUAUGGGGAAUGGAAAAACAUAAGACUGCUAGAGAUUUGACCUGGAAAUAUCAUAAUGGUACUUGGAGAAGUGGUGAUGAUCACAUAAUUGAGAAAAAUACCACAGUGAAAAUCAGAGACCCAAUAAUUGGAGGGCCACAGCCUGUAGAAUGCGGGAUUGAUGGAGAAAAGGCUGAGAAUUACGGAGCUGACAUCGAAGUAGAUUCUGAAGAGGACGAAUUAAAGGAGGAAAGAAACAAGAAUAGUGCAGUCUUAGCUUCUUUGUUCACAAAUUAUGACUUUGAUAAACCUAUGGAUUUAAGCGAUGUCGAUGAUAAUGGAAUUGAUGAAAAAGAUAUUGUUUAUGACAGUAAGGGCCGCCGUAAAGUCAACAGAUACGAUUAUGAAAUUGAGGGUAAGCAAGACGAUGAUGAAGCGGAUGAGUCUAAAUAUAAUAUCGAUUCUAACAAGGCCCAAGAAAUAAUCAACUCUUUUAAAUUGCUGUCAGAAAGACCUAAGGAAGAGGUUUAUUACGACGAAGACGACGAAGGAAAUGAGUUAGACUUAGAUGAUUUGGGUAAACAAUACACGACGGAAGCAAUCAAUGAAAAAUACGACGAAGACCAUGGAUUCGAAGUUGUGAAGGAUAAUAAUGAAUUUCCAAACAAUGUACAUACUGAAGAUUCAGAUGAACAAAUGGAUGAAUCAAACGAAACAGAAGAAGUAGAAGAUGCAGAAGAUGCAGAAGAAAAAGCAGAAGAAGAAGAAGAAGAAGAAGAAGAAGAAGAAGAAGAAGAAGAGUUCAUUCCUACUUUUGGCAACAAUAAGGAAGGUCAAGUCAAUAAUACUGAUACUUUGAGGACCUUAUUUAACCCUAAUCAAGUAAUCUCAGAGCCACAAGAAUCUCUGUUCAAAUUGGCUCUUUCCGAAGACGACGAAGAUGUUGAUGAUGAAAAGGUAGUAGAUAUAUCUCAACAAAAGGAAUUAUUAGAUAAAAUAAAAUCUAAGCAGCAACAAGAGGCCGAGGAAAUCUUAACUUCGAAGGCCAAAAAGUACGGGUUGUUUUGGUCCCAUUCAGACUCUCCUUUCUUACAAUCUCAAUCACAAUUGAAUAAGGUUAGUGGUUCUAAUGAUCUAAUUAAGUUGCCUGGUGAAGCUGAUACACUCGUCGAUAAUGCAGAGGGUGAAUCACCUUAUGAACAAUGGUUCUGGAAGAUGAGAGGUGAGUUCUCUCGUGAAUGCAAGAGACGUAAGAGAGAUGUUUUAAGAAUGUUUAAGAAGAAGACCAAUAAAAACCCAGUUAUAUAG